This is a messenger RNA of Fusarium oxysporum Fo47, 1092 nucleotides long. RefSeq lists its product as uncharacterized. NCBI's taxonomy places the organism in Eukaryota, Fungi, Ascomycota, Sordariomycetes, Hypocreales, Nectriaceae. The coding region runs from base 30 to 794 and encodes 254 amino acids. The record is from RefSeq and is a predicted model, not a curated record. The transcript is spliced from 2 exons.
CUUCACCAAACUCCGAGGACCACAUCAACAUGUCUGCUUCGAAAACCUACAGAGCAGCCCAAUUAUCCGCGAAAGCUGAGCGUCUGGCUACGACUCAUCUCAAGAAUGUAGAAAUCGGGAAGCGCUCUAUACGUCUCUACGUCUCGCCCGCGCCAGUCAAUUUUGCUGAGAGGCGCUCUGUCCUGAGAGCGCUUGAACAAUAUGGCCCAGUAGAGUUCUUCAAACUCAUGCCGGGUCAAGGUUCUGCCUUCAUAUCACUGAUGAAAGAAAGUGAAGCUGCCGCCAAAGCCGUCUGUUCAAGCCCAGUCAACAUUACUGUUCCUUCAUCCUGCAAGGAGCCAAGGUCUGCUGUGAAAGUGGACGGGCUAAAACCGCGUUUUGAAAAGCAGCCUUCGCAACCUUCCAACCCAGAAGACACCAAAUUUGUCAUCGAAAUAACGGAGUCUCCCGCAUAUAAUCAUAAUGGCAGCUCAAGCUCGUUUCUCGCGAGAGUCUGGCCAGACUUUGUCACAGAAAAUAGGACUCUUGCUUCAACAACUCUGCGACAGUCGCUCCCUAAUAGUAUCGCAGCCAAGGGCUUGAGCCAUUGGGCCAUUGAUUUCGGCAAAGAAACAACAAUGGAUUCCAGAAAGAUUGACAGAGUGCAAACCCGCAAUUGGAUUCCAACGAAGAUAAAAACACCGCCUAGAGAGCCAGUGCCGCGGGCAGUGGGAGAAUGGGAGCGUCGGCAUAUGCAGCACCGCCGGCAAUCUGAGCAAGAGACGCGUACCACUUCUGAAGACCAAGGCACUUGAAUCUCAGCUUCAUUGCCCAAGGCUUAGGCGGCACUUGCGCAACACAUUUCUACGAUUCUCCACCUUAUUAACUCAGCCAUGUUGACGGUUCGCUUCUUUCUCUGCGUAGCGCAGAUCUUGACUAGUUAUCGCAAUAUGCAGCGCACGACAGGGAGAAAAGAUUACACAUGCAUGCACAGGCAGCUAGACAGAGAACGGGGUUCACCGAGUAGUCUAACAAGCGAUUUCUCCUCGUCGUAUUCAUGUCUAGUAUUCACCCACCUGCUUUUCAGAACCACAUUACAGUUCACGCCAAGAU